Messenger RNA from Nematolebias whitei (Rio pearlfish), 1525 nucleotides. Its product is annotated as solute carrier family 22 member 13-like. The transcript has 9 exons. Gene Ontology annotation, biological process: transmembrane transport. Gene Ontology annotation, cellular component: membrane. The record is from RefSeq and is a predicted model, not a curated record. Bases 41 to 1525 code for a protein of 494 amino acids. Gene Ontology annotation, molecular function: transmembrane transporter activity. Lineage: Eukaryota; Metazoa; Chordata; Actinopteri; Cyprinodontiformes; Rivulidae.
GUCUCUGUCAGUUACACUAAGAAGAUAAUCCGGUUCCAAAAUGAGCAACUUUAGACAGAUCCUGGCAGAGAUUGGUGAGUUUGGUUUAUUUCAGAAACGCUUGGUGGCUGCUUUGUGCAUCCCGAGUGUUUUUGUUGCUUUUGAUGUGAUCGGACAGGUGUUUACCGCCAUGAGCUACCCUCACCGCUGUAACACGGACUGGAUCUUGGAGCGUGGUCCCAACCUGACAGAUGAAAGCAAAAGAAACCUCACCAUCCCCGUGAACAGCGAAGGAAAGUUUGAAAGCUGUGAAAUGUUCAUACCAGUAAAUAGGGAUUUGGAAACGAUAGAAAAGUAUGGAAUUAAUUCAACAAUAGGGUGCAUGAACGGAUCGGAUUUUAAUUUGCCUAAUGGGGCUUCCAGCAUAGUGACAGAGUUCAACCUGGUGUGUGACAGGAGCAGCUUGAUAGAAGUGUCCCAGUCUGUUUACAUGGCCGGCCUUCUGGUUGGAGCAUUUGUUGCUGGGCAGAUGGCUGACAGGUUAGGCCGACGGUUUGUGAUCCUGCUGUCUCUCCUCCUCCUGUUCUUGUUCGGUGUAGGUGCUAGCUUCUCACCAAACGUCUAUGUUUACAUCGUUCUUAAGUUUAUUUGUGGCUUCUCGGUUUCUGGAAUCCUUGUCAAUGCAUUUGUCAUCGGUGGAGAAUGGAGUGACUCGUCUAAGUUUGCUCUUUGCACCAUUAUCUCUCACUCUUGUUUUCCUCUGGGGUUGAUGAUAUUAUCUGGAAUUGCAUAUUUGAUCCGUGACUGGAGGCUCCUGCAGCUGGUGCUCUUCAGCCCUCUUAUCAUUGUGCUGGGAAUCUUCUACUGGGUCCUUCCAGAGUCAGCUCGCUGGCUCAUUACUCAGGGAAGGAAGGAGGAGGCCAUUAAAGCUGUACGGAGAGCAGCUAAAGUAAACAAGAGAAAUGCGCCCGAAGAGCUGCUAGAAAAACUGGAGGUUGAAGGUACACCCAAAAAAAGAACCAUGUUGGACAUCUUCAGGAAAUCCUAUCUGAGAAAACGAGCUUUAAUAAUGAGCGGCGUCUGGUUUGCAACAAGUCUGAUGUACUAUGGACUCAGCCUAAACGUUGGCAACUUUGGUUUGGAUAUUUACCUCACACAGUUCAUCUUUGCCGCAGUGGAGUUCCCUGCUCGUCUGGGCACGCUGCCUCUCCUCCAGCACUUUGGAAGAAAGUUCUGUCAAGCAGUAGUGCUGCUGUUUGGAGGUUUAGCCUGUCUUGGGAUUCUCACAAUACCAAAAGGUCACACACACACAGGCUUCAAGGAAUUGUACACCUCCACCUUUGAGGUAAUUGAUAAAGGCUCCAGAGAUGACGGAGGGCUGAUCUGCUCCCUGCACAGCUGGGCGGUGACACGGGGAGGCUGCCCACGCUGCUUCCUGCCCGUCCUGCUGCGUUCACGGCGCUCCUGCGAUACCUGCGUGCGCAACUACACCUAUCCACUCACCUGUGUCAAUGAACGCAACAUAGCUCCCAAGCAAAUUGAUUAG